AUGGAGACUUUCAUUAAGAUUCACGGCGAUUCUCAUAUAUUCAUUGGUUCUCGGCCAAAGAAUGCUAGCGAGUCUUUGAAUAGGCUUGAAUUAGCCACAGGCAUAUCCUCCAUUGCCCAGUUUGCCCGCAAUCCCCGCAACAGACGAGAUUUUCAUCGCCCUGAUGGAAAGAAUCCCAGAGUACUGACGCCAACAAGUACCAUCGCGAACUUGUUCCGGGCCCAGUAUGUCGCUGGUUUUAAGGAGGAUGGCGGCAUUAGAAACAUUGACAAGGUUCUGGAUACGCUUUCGCAGGAACCGUGUCUCAAGGCGACCAGUGAAGAGCUUAAGCCAUCCAAUCUGCAAAUCAUGUUCCAGCGGAAGUGGUCCCAUACCCGCAACAUCGGCACCCUGCAGCUUCUCACCCUCUUGAAGAGCAGGUUGUUCAAAGAGGAGCCUUUACUCUUGUUCAACUACUUUGGCAUGCACAAGCGCUCCUUGGAGCUGUUGAGGCUAAUCAAAGCGAAAGAACACCAAAAAUUUGUCCAAUAUUUCACGACUGGGUAUAUGCCAGAUGAAUCUUUCAUCUCAAACAUUAUGAUUUUAAUCCAUCACAAUGCGCGAGGCUCGGCACGAGAUGCGCGUGCAAUGGGACUCUCCUCCAUGAACACUGGCAGUCAAGUUGGCAGUCGAAUUGUCAUGAGCUGUGGCAAUGUCAUGCAGGAGUAUCUGCGGAAGAAUGGAGAUGUGGCAUGCAAAGAGCUGAGGGUUUUCUGUAAGAAUAAAAAGCCAAUCAAGGAUGAGAUUGACUGUGAUAAAGGCAGGUCUGAAGAGUUUUACUAUUGGUUUGGUAUUGAAGAGGCUUUGGAACCAAAGGUUCUCGCCUCGCUCAUGACUGGGAUCCCAAUAGCUUAG
Molecule: messenger RNA, 894 nt
Organism: Penicillium samsonianum
Lineage: Eukaryota; Fungi; Ascomycota; Eurotiomycetes; Eurotiales; Aspergillaceae
Exons: 1
Coding region: 1-894 (297 amino acids)
Source: RefSeq, a predicted model, not a curated record